Seminavis robusta is the source of this 2910-nucleotide messenger RNA. The record is from the annotation of a GenBank genome assembly. NCBI's taxonomy places the organism in Eukaryota, Bacillariophyta, Bacillariophyceae, Naviculales, Naviculaceae.
UAAAAAUGAUAAAGCUUCGGGUUCUCCCUACUAGUACUGCACCCUCCCACUUUCUCACUUUUCUCUGGUUAACCUGACCUCCUUCCAGAACGGAAGUGGUUUGCGAAACUAUAUGGAGAAGAGAGACAUGCAGCUCUUCCAAAUCUUCCAUAUCUUCACAUUUUCAACAAUCAGACCUAGCUAGACAGGUCAUUGUGCAUGUCUUUCUAGACAGCAGUGGACGGUAGCUUAAAGGAUCAGGCACCGGGAUCACAAUGAGCCCUCGUGGGAACCUGACCCAUCAUGACAGCCAUCAUGACGAGGAGAUGAGCAAUGAGAGCAUGCACAGCGUUACGAGCACAAACAGUGUUAUAAGUUCCAGCACUACAACAAGUUUGCAGGAUGUUGAACUUGCUGAUGGUUCCACCAAUCCACAGGAAGCUCUAAACGCCGGGAAGAAGAAGAGAACUUUGAAGCGAGUCAACUUGAUCGAAAGCAAGAUUAUCGAGAGCCUGAAAGUGGCCAGGGACCUUCUGUUUUCGUCCUCCUUGCAGGGCAUGAAUCCUGUAGUGCUGUGCAUCCUCAUAACGGAAGCGGCCGAACGAUUUGCCUUCUACGGUUUUCGGGCAUCUUUGGUGCUGUACUUUACUCAGGAACUCAAAAUGGACGACACGACAGCCAUUAGUCUCUUCGCUUUCGCUUCCUACGUGGCCAAUUUUACCCCCAUCUUUGGAGCCGUCUUGGGCGAUGGCAAGCUGGGGCGAUUUCAGACGAUUGUGGCGUUUGGGUUCGUCUACUGGCUGGGGUUGAUCGUCUUGACACAUGCCGCUUUCUUGAGCAAUCACACGGUAGCCCAGCUGCGCGUCAAACGAAUUGUGACCGUUUGUGGACUUGCCCUGAUUUGUACAGGAACAGGCGGCAUCAAACCGUGCGUAUCAAUCUUUGGAGCGGAUCAAGUCCAAACUAAGAAAGAUCCAGACAAAAAGACAGAUGCAAUCAACGAUGUCUCGCGUCCAUCGGAUGCCACCCUGACAUCUACCACCUCCACCACAAUGGACCCAGAAGAGCAAGAAAAGGUUCGAACCUUCUUUUCCUUCUUUAGCAUGUGUAUCAAUCUGGGAGCCGUCGCUUCCUUUGUUAUUAUCCCGACUAUCAAAGGAUCGCUCGGCUUUGGGGCCGCCUUCCUAGUCCCCACAGUCUUUAUGUGCUUUGCAAUUCUGGUCUUCACCUCCCAGCGACACAACUAUGUCAUUCGACCGCACAAUCCGCAUGGGUCCUCACUAUACACAACCUUUCGAUUGUGCCUGUGGUUGUUGCACAACAAUCUGUGGGCAAACAAGUUCAUCUCCCGAAACUUCCCAAGUUUGGAACCAGGGCCGGUUCCACUUCCCAGUGUCUUACCUCAGAGAGCCGACAUGCCAGGCAUGGAAGGCCUAAGUGUCGCCAUGGGGAAUGACGAAGACCAUGCUUCUGUAUCUUCGGUGUCUAUGAGCACCAUGCGCAGCUUGAGUAGGAGUAUUGGACGCAGUCUGAGCCGCACUCGCAACCGAAGCCGCAGUCGGUCUCGAAGUAGCCCAGAAUCUCGAAGAACGUUAAACACAGAAGACAUGCCCUCGGAUCAUCCGCUCCGCAAUGCCAAUCGAAACAACAGGAACAACAACGUGGGGAAUGGGUUGGAAGUCCCCAGUCGGAGUCCCAGCCAGACCUCAUCGAGUCGAAUGAAGUCAAGUUCUCGACGGAGGUCUCGGAGCAGGAAACAUGCGACUGAUCCGUCUCCUCGCAGUCGUUCCAUCUCAGCUGCUUCAUUGCAAACCAGCGACCGAUAUCUCGCUCAACAACUGAGUGACGCGGCGCGAGCUCUGAAUGUUCUACCUGUCUUUGCCAUGUUGCCUUGCUUUUGGAUGCUCUAUGAUCAGCAAGGGUCUGUGUGGACACUGCAGGCCAGCCGCAUGAAUCUGUACGGAGUCAUUCAACCUGAACAAAUCAACGUUUUGAAUCCUAUCGGGCUAUUUGUGUUGAUCCCGGUAUUCGACAGGGUUGUGUACCCAGCAUUGCAAAAGAGAGAAAUCGACAUUUCACCGCUCCGCAGAAUGGGGUGGGGCAUGGUCUUGGUUUCCUCUGCGUUCUACAUCAGUGGAAUUGUGGAAUAUGUGAUCGACUACCGGAUUCAGAACGGGUUAUCUCCAAUCUCGGUUGCAUGGCAGAUUCCUCAGAUCUGCCUGAUGACCGUGGCCGAAAUCUUCAUCUCCGUAACAGGACUGGAAUUUGCAUACAGUGUGUCGCCAGACCGGCUCAAGUCUUUCGUCAUGGCGGCGUACCUAUCAACGAUUGCCAAGGGUGACUUUUGGGGUGGCGUUUUGUAUUCCACCGUCUUUCGAGAUAUGAACCAGGCUGUGGUGCUGCACAUCUUCUCGGUGCUGAUGAUGUUCAAUCUAAUCUUUUACGGGGUCGUUGUGCGAAACUGGGAAUUGAGGCAUGGUCUAGUUUCGUGGGACCUGUUUGACAAAGUGCUGGAAACCGAAUCGAGGCAACGACCAUGCUGGAGAAGCCAUCACCGCCAAUACCUCAACGCCAUGGAAGGUGCUGUUGUCACCCAGCCUGAGGAUCCACCAUCUGGAAAGAAGGAACGAUCCCGAGGACGCGCUAGGUACCGAAGACGUGACGUGAAGCGAGACAAAGGGGCGAAAAAGAAACGUGAUCCCGCAUCAAAGAAGGAGGGAUCGAAACGACGGCGAAACAAGAAGAGCUCGUCGUCGACAUUUUCUUCGAAACAUUCAAAACACCAGCUAAAGCACUUGGACGCUACUCCACCAGCAAUGGACUAAGUAAUAGUAAUCAGUUUCUGGUACGAACUUCCAUCCAAGCACCCAAGAAAAAAUCUAGCUGACUCGCAAAUCUUUACUACCUUACAUGCCUUUAGCACAUUGAAGA